Messenger RNA from Nannospalax galili (Upper Galilee mountains blind mole rat), 1755 nucleotides. It is a transcript of the gene Trim71, whose product is annotated as tripartite motif containing 71. Gene Ontology annotation, molecular function: zinc ion binding; protein binding; ubiquitin protein ligase activity. The transcript is spliced from 3 exons. The annotation marks the transcript as partial. Gene Ontology annotation, biological process: proteasome-mediated ubiquitin-dependent protein catabolic process; protein polyubiquitination. NCBI's taxonomy places the organism in Eukaryota, Metazoa, Chordata, Mammalia, Rodentia, Spalacidae. The record is from RefSeq and is a predicted model, not a curated record.
GUGCUACAUCUGUAUUGUGACACUUGCUCUGUGCCCAUUUGUCGAGAGUGCACGCUGGGCCGGCACGGGGGCCACAGUUUCAUCUACCUCCAGGAUGCGCUGCAGGAUUCAAGGGCACUCACCAUCCAGCUGCUGGCUGAUGCCCAGCAGGGCCGCCAGGCAAUCCAGCUGAGCAUCGAACAGGCCCAGACUGUGGCAGAACAGGUGGAAAUGAAGGCGAAGGUGGUCCAGUCGGAAGUCAAAGCUGUGACAGCUCGGCAUAAGAAGGCUCUGGAGGAGCGGGAGUGCGAGCUGCUGUGGAAGGUAGAGAAGAUCCGCCAGGUAAAGGCCAAGUCCCUGUACCUGCAGGUGGAGAAGCUGAGACAGAAUCUCAACAAGCUGGAGAGCACCAUCAGUGCAGUCCAGCAGGUUCUGGAGGAGGGCCGGGCCCUAGACAUUCUGCUGGCCCGAGACCGGAUGCUGGCCCAGGUGCAGGAGCUUAAAACUGUGCGGAGCCUCUUGCAGCCCCAGGAAGACGAUAGGGUCAUGUUCACACCCCCUGAUCAGGCCCUGUACCUCGCCAUCAAGUCCUUCGGCUUUGUCAGCAGUGGGGCCUUUGCCCCACUCACUAAGGCCACAGGAGAUGGCCUCAAGCGGGCCCUCCAGGGUAAGGUAGCCUCCUUUACUGUCAUGGGCUAUGACCAUGACGGUGAGCCCCGCCUCUCAGGAGGCGACUUGAUGACAGCUGUGGUCCUGGGCCCCGAUGGCAACCUGUUCGGUGCCGAAGUGAGUGAUCAGCAGAAUGGGACUUACGUGGUGAGCUACCGGCCUCAGCUUGAAGGUGAACACCUGGUGUCAGUGACCCUGUGCAACCAGCAUAUUGAGAACAGCCCCUUCAAGGUCAUGGUCAAGUCAGGCCGCAGCUAUGUGGGUAUCGGGCUUCCUGGCCUGAGCUUCGGCAGUGAGGGUGACAGCGAGGGCAAGCUCUGUCGGCCCUGGGGAGUGAGUGUGGAUAAGGAGGGUUACAUCAUCGUCGCUGACCGCAGCAAUAACCGCAUCCAGGUAUUCAAGCCCUGUGGCUCCUUCCACCACAAGUUUGGCACCCUGGGCUCCCGGCCUGGGCAGUUCGACCGACCAGCCGGCGUGGCCUGUGAUGCCUCUCGCAGGAUCGUGGUGGCCGACAAAGACAAUCAUCGCAUCCAGAUCUUCACCUUCGAGGGCCAGUUCCUCCUCAAGUUUGGUGAGAAAGGAACCAAGAACGGGCAGUUUAACUACCCUUGGGAUGUAGCCGUGAAUUCUGAGGGCAAGAUCCUGGUUUCAGAUACCCGGAACCACCGCAUCCAGCUGUUUGGGCCUGAUGGGAUCUUCCUGAAUAAGUAUGGCUUCGAGGGGGCUCUCUGGAAGCACUUUGACUCCCCAAGGGGUGUGGCUUUUAACCAUGAUGGUCACCUGGUAGUCACCGAUUUCAAUAACCACCGACUCCUGGUCAUUCACCCUGACUGCCAAUCUGCACGUUUCUUGGGCUCGGAGGGCACAGGCAAUGGGCAGUUCCUGCGCCCACAGGGUGUGGCUGUGGACCAGGAAGGGCGCAUCAUCGUAGCUGAUUCCAGAAACCACCGGGUGCAGAUGUUUGAGGCCAAUGGCAGCUUCCUGUGCAAGUUUGGUGCUCAAGGCAGUGGUUUUGGGCAGAUGGACCGCCCUUCAGGGAUCGCAGUCACCCCCGAUGGGAUGAUUGUCGUGGUGGACUUUGGCAACAAUCGAAUCCUCAUCUUCUAA